Scleropages formosus (Asian bonytongue) is the source of this 1321-nucleotide messenger RNA. Its product is annotated as COP9 signalosome complex subunit 5. Gene Ontology annotation, molecular function: metallopeptidase activity; protein binding. NCBI's taxonomy places the organism in Eukaryota, Metazoa, Chordata, Actinopteri, Osteoglossiformes, Osteoglossidae. The record is from RefSeq and is a predicted model, not a curated record. Bases 171 to 1178 code for a protein of 335 amino acids. The transcript is spliced from 8 exons.
AAAUGUCUGCCGUUCUUCGCGCAUAGAUGCCGUUCCGGCCGACAGCAGCCAGUCGCUCUUCUUUACUUCCAAGCAGCGAUCAGCGUUCCGUGUGUGUCCAUCGCUAGGUGUUUGUGGUGAAUCUUCCGCGAGUUCACCCGACCGAAGGGGACGGGGCUUCUGCCAGAGACAUGGCGGCCGGCAGCAGCGUGGCUCAGAAGACGUGGGAGAUGUCGAACAGCAUGCAGGAGGUGCAGAGCGUCGACGAGAUCUAUAAAUACGACAAGAAGCAGCAGCAGGAGAUCCUGGCCGCCAAGCCGUGGACCAAGGAUCACCACUACUUCAAGUACUGCAAGAUUUCGGCCCUGGCGCUGCUGAAGAUGGUGAUGCACGCGCGUUCGGGCGCCAACCUCGAGGUGAUGGGGCUGAUGCUGGGCAAGGUGGAUGGAGAGACCAUGAUCAUCAUGGACAGCUUCGCCUUGCCGGUGGAGGGCACCGAGACGCGGGUGAAUGCGCAGGCGGCCGCCUACGAGUACAUGGCGGCCUACAUCGAGAACGCCAAGCAGGUCGGGCGCCUGGAGAACGCCAUCGGCUGGUACCACAGUCACCCCGGUUAUGGGUGUUGGCUGUCGGGGAUUGAUGUCAGUACUCAGAUGCUCAAUCAGCAGUUCCAGGAGCCCUUUGUGGCAGUGGUUAUUGACCCAACUAGAACCAUAUCAGCUGGAAAAGUUAAUCUUGGAGCCUUCAGAACAUACCCUAAGGGCUACAAACCGCCGGAUGAAGGACCUUCAGAGUACCAGACCAUCCCGCUAAAUAAAAUUGAAGACUUCGGUGUGCACUGCAAACAGUAUUAUGCCCUAGAAGUGACGUAUUUUAAGUCUUCCCUCGACCGCAAACUGCUGGAACUCCUUUGGAACAAGUACUGGGUCAACACUCUGAGCUCCUCGAGUCUGCUGACCAAUUCAGACUACACCACAGGGCAGGUGUUUGACCUGUCCGAGAAGCUGGAGCAGUCAGAAGCUCAGCUCGGAAGAGGCAGCUUCAUGCUCGGCCUGGACACACAUGACCGCAAGUCGGAGGACAAGCUGGCCAAAGCUACACGAGACAGCUGCAAGACAACCAUAGAAGCAAUCCACGGCUUGAUGUCUCAAGUUAUUAAGGAUAAACUCUUCAAUCAAAUCAACACCUCUGCCAAUUAGCAUUGCUGAGCGGGAUAUUGGGUUAUUUCUCAGAUGCAAACUCUUUUGCCUUUUUUGUCAGCUAUUAUUUCCCAGUGUUAAAUAAUAGAUUUAAUUCUUAUAAUAUUGCUUUUAAUCUGAAAAUGUUUUUUUUUUUUUUUUUU